AUGGAAGUGAGGGACAGUGUAGACUCAGACCACCACCCGGUGAUAGUGAAACUGAGGGCGGGAGGUAUACAAAGGACGAAAGCAAAAAAGGAAAGGAGAACAACAACGAGAGGAAACUGGACGGAACAGGGGAGGAGAAAGUUCAGGGAAGAACUAAACUGGAGGAGAAGCAGGGACGGCAAAAUUGAAGAGGAUAUGGAAGCAAUGAUAGAGCAAUUCAAAAGAGGAUUAGAAAAAAGCAGAGAAAAGGAGCAGAGGAGUAAGAAAAAAGGAUGGUGGGAUGAGGAAUGCAAGAAAAGGAAAAGGGAGCUUAGCGGAGUACUAAGGGAGUGGCGGAAGGGGCGGACGGAGGGAGAAAGCUAUAGCAAAGCAAAGAGGGAAUACAACAGUUUAUGCAAAGAUAAAAAGAGGGAGAAAAACAAGAGGUUCAUAAAAGAGGUGGAGGAAGCCAGAACAGACAGAGAGGUAUGGAGAAUAGUGAACAGAGAAAGGAAGAAAAGAGAACAGGUUCACGCAAAUAUAAAGGAGGACGAGUGGAAAAUCCACUUUAUGAACCUGUUAGGUGGGACAGAAGAAAAAGUAGUGAUGGGUGGCGAGAGAAAGCCGGAGGAGGAAGAAGAGGGGGCGCAAGAGGAAGAAAUAAACAGGGAGGAAAUCAGAAGAGCGGAAGCAAAGCUGAAGGAUGGGAAAGCAGUAGGCGGAGAUGGAAUACCGAAUGAGGUAUGGAAGUACGGAGGGGAGGAAGUAUCGAAAUGGAUUUAG
This is a messenger RNA of Osmia bicornis bicornis, 762 nucleotides long. RefSeq names its product vicilin-like seed storage protein At2g18540. The transcript has a single exon. Bases 1 to 762 code for a protein of 253 amino acids. The record is from RefSeq and is a predicted model, not a curated record. Lineage: Eukaryota; Metazoa; Arthropoda; Insecta; Hymenoptera; Megachilidae.